Messenger RNA from Acomys russatus (golden spiny mouse), 739 nucleotides. Its product is annotated as heat shock cognate 71 kDa protein-like. The transcript has 2 exons. NCBI's taxonomy places the organism in Eukaryota, Metazoa, Chordata, Mammalia, Rodentia, Muridae. The coding region runs from base 1 to 486 and encodes 161 amino acids. The record is from RefSeq and is a predicted model, not a curated record. Gene Ontology annotation, molecular function: ATP binding; ATP-dependent protein folding chaperone.
AUGGGGGCUAAAGUCCUGCAGAUCCUCAGAACUCGCUUCUUGGCCAGUCCAGCCAUAGUGGCCAGCUCUAGAUUCAAUAUGAGGAGGACCUGUAUCCAAAAAUUUCAAGCUGAGAAGUACAAAGCUGAAGAUGAGAAGCAGAGAGAUAAGGUUUCCUCCAAGAAUUCACUGGAGUCCUAUGCCUUCAACAUGAAAGCAACAGUUGAAGAUGAGAAACUUCAAGGCAAGAUCAAUGAUGAGGACAAACAGAAGAUUCUAGACAAGUGUAAUGAAAUCAUCAGUUGGCUGGAUAAGAACCAGACUGCAGAGAAGGAAGAGUUUGAACACCAGCAGAAAGAACUGGAGAAAGUCUGCAACCCCAUCAUUACCAAGCUGUACCAGAGUGCUGGUGGCAUGCCAGGAGGGAUGCCUGGUGGCUUCCCUGGUGGUGGAGCACCUCCAUCUGGUGGUGCUUCUUCAGGCCCCACCAUUGAGGAGGUGGAUUAAGUCAGUCCAAGUAGAGGUGUAGCAUUGUUCCACAGGGAAACAAGUGAAGGACCCAGAUUUAUUUAGCAAGUUACAUGGCAGUUAAAUUAAACUGCUACAAUAAAUUUCUGGGCAUUCUCAAUACUUGAACAUGGAACAUGUGCACAGGGAAAGAACAUUGCACUUUAUAACACUGUAUCUAUCCUAGGGUGGAAAAUGCAAUGUCUAAUAAAACUAUUUAAAUUGGCACCACAAAAAAAAAAAAAAAAAAAAA